AGGAGGGAGCUGAGGAGGAGGUGUGAGUCGAGCGGCUCUCGGCUGCCUCAUCUCAGCUUGAUGAUGAUCGCUGCCGUGUUUCUGGUUCUCCUCAGGCCGCUCAGUCUUCAGUGCGCGCUGCUGUUGCUGUUGCUUUUACUCGGGACCAUUGCCACGAUCGUGUUUUUUUGCAGCUGGCAACGCAGUGUCGCUCACGGGAAGCAGCCCAUCAAAUCAGUGCUGUCAGGGCGCUCCAAGUGCCGCGUGGGCCUCCGAACGCAUCAUUUUCGAUCAGAGGGCUUCAGACACAGUCCACGCCACUCGAGAAGAAGCUCAUAUGCUCGGGUGACAGACGAAAAGUCCAAUUUGGUGGAGGUCCCGGACAAUGAGCCGGAUUCCUCAUCGAUUCUCAGGAAAAGGAAAGUGAAGAAGCGAGUCCUGCCAGAGUUCUAUCAGUCUGUGCAAGUCACCCCGACACGCAAAACUAGCUCCUGCUCGGGGAACCCUUCCCUCCACUGCUCCAUGUCUUCCUCUGCCGAUUUAUCCGAAGAGGAAGAUUAUAUUGUCAAAUCGGGGUCGACAUCGCCGGCACCUGGCGAUACUUUGCCAUGGAACCUGCCCAGACAUGAAAGGUCCAAGAGGAAAAUUCAAGGAGGCUCCGUGCUGGAUCCGGCUGAGAGAGCGGUGCUCAGAAUCGCAGAUGAAAGGGACAGAGUGCAAAAGAAGACAUUCACAAAAUGGAUAAACCAACAUUUGAUGAAGGUACGGAAGCAUAUAAAUGACCUGUAUGAAGACUUGAGAGAUGGACAUAACUUGAUCUCGCUGCUCGAGGUCUUGUCUGGAGACAAACUGCCGAGGGAGCGCGAUGUCCUGAAGACAUUGCGGUUGCCUCGGGAGAGAGGAAGAAUGCGCUUCCACAGGCUCCAAAAUGUACAGAUAGCACUGGAUUAUUUAAAGAGACGGCAGGUCAAACUUGUAAAUAUCAGAAAUGAUGACAUCACAGAUGGCAAUCCCAAACUGACCCUGGGAUUGAUCUGGACUAUAAUACUGCACUUUCAGAUUUCAGAGAUUCACGUCACAGGUGAGUCCCAGGACAUGACGGCCAAAGAGAGGCUGCUCCUUUGGUCCAAGCAGAUAACGGAGGGCUACGUCGGUGUUAGAUGUGACAAUUUUACGACAUCCUGGAGGGAUGGCAGGCUCUUCAACGCCAUUAUUCACAAAUACAGACCCGACUUAGUUGACAUCAGCCGGGUCUCUACACAGACCAACCGAUCCAAUUUAGAGAAUGCAUUCGGUGUGGCUGAGCAACUUGGGGUGGCCAGACUGCUCGACCCAGAAGAUGUGGAUGUUCAGUCUCCUGAUGAAAAGUCAGUCAUCACAUACGUGUCAACACUGUAUGAUGCCUUCCCGAAGGUUCCCGAGGGAGGAGAGGGAAUUAGCCCCAAUGAUAUCGACAUUAAAUGGGUGGAGUACCAGAACAUGAUCAAAUACCUCAGUCAAUGGAUCAAACACAAUGUGGCCGUAAUGUCCGAUAGAUCAUUCCCCAACAAUCCUGCUGAACUUAAGGCACUUUACACACAAUACCUGCAAUUUAAAGAACAUGAGAUUCCACUGAAGGAGAAUGAGAAGACAAGAAUAAAAAACUUCUACAAAAUGCUUGAGGUGUGGAUCGAAUUUGGACGAAUACAUUUACCACCGGGUCAUCACCCAAAUGAUGUGGAGAAGGAAUGGGGUAAAUUAAUUGUUGCCAUGCUGGAAAGAGAAAAAAGCCUGAGGCCUGAGGUAGAAAGGCUUGAGACGCUGCAGCAGAUUGCCAACAGGGUUCAGCGAGAUUGUGUUCACGGCGAGGACAAGUUGGGGCUGGCAAGACUUUCCUUGCAAUCUGAUGUUAAACGUCUUGAAUCUGGCAUCCAUCUCCUAAAUGAAGCCGAGAUCGCCGGCUACCUUUCGGAGUGCGAGAACAUCCUGAGACAACAAGUAGUGGACAUCCAAGUUCUUCUCGAUGGAAAAUAUCCAUUCACAGAUCAACUAGUUCGAAGGGUAUCAAAUCUACGAGACGAUCUUCUCUCUCUGAGAGCGCAGUGUGCCUCUUUGUACAACAAAGGCCGCACUUUAACGACCGAGCAGACCAAAAUGAUGAUCUCAGGCAUCACGCAGAGCCUGAAUUCUGGCUAUUCCCACAACAUGAGCCGAACCCCUGCACUCACCCAGGGAGGCUUAGAUACCUCCACAUUCACCUCGAGCCUUACGCCGUCCUUGAGCCGUGGGCUGCAGUCUGCUUCAGAGCAAAGCUACAUGAGCAGCGCUGACAAUAUGGAGCCAGGCAUCCUCAGGCUAAUCGCACCCAUGCACAUCCCCAAGCCCUCAAUGAAGUCCACACUGACCGAUUCCAGCUUGACAGAAGCUGAGGUGAACAUGGAAUACAUUCAGGACCUGUUGAAAUGGGUGGAGGACAUGCAGUUGCAAUUAGAUCGCUCUGAAUGGGGAUCUGACAUGCCAAGCGUGGCGACGCACUUAGAUAACCACAAAGCGGUACAAAGAGCUAUCGAAGAAUUCCAAAUGAGUCUGAAAGAGGCCAAACUGAGUGAAAUGCAAAUGGAACUACCUUUGAAACAAACCUACUCUGACAAAUUAAGCAGUCUGGAAAAGCAGUAUGAAAAACUUUUGAGGUGUUCAAAGGAGCGACAAAGCAACCUGGAGAGCCUGCACGACUUUGUGUCUCAGGCAACACGUGAGCUCAUCUGGCUUAACGAGAAGGAGGAAGAGGAGGUCGCAUUUGACUGGAGUGAUCGCAACAGCAACAUAUCCAAGAAAAGAGACUACCAUGCUGAUCUGAUGAAGGAGCUUGAUGAAAAGGAAGAAGUGAUCAAGUCUGUACAAGACUUAGCGGAGCGUCUUCUUUUUAAGAGUCACCCAGCUCGGUUAACUAUUGAAGCAUACAGAGCUGCCAUGAAAACGCAGUGGAGUUGGAUCCUGCAGUUGUGCUCGUGUGUGGAACAGCAUCUAAGGGACAAUGCUGUUUAUUUUGAGUUUUUCCGUGAUGCCAAAGAAGCCAUGGACUUCCUUCGAAGCUUGCAAGAGGCCAUUCAGCGAAAGUACAGCUGUGACCGAACCAGCAGCUUGCACAGACUGGAAGAUCUCCUUCAGGAAUCCAUGGAAGAGAAAGAGCAACUUCUUCAAUACUGCAACACGGUAGCCGGGCUGAUGGGUCGGGCUAAGAAUAUUGUGCAGCUCAAGCCGAGGAACCCUGACAGCACUCUUCGAUCUUCCAUCCCUGUCAAAGCCAUCUGUGAUUACCGACAAAUAGAGAUAACCAUUUAUAAAGAGGAUGAGUGCGUGCUGGCCAACAACAAUCAUCGGGCCAAGUGGAAAGUCAUCAACCCUGCAGGCAAUGAGGCCAUGGUGCCCUCUGUCUGUUUCACCGUGCCCCCACCUAACAAAGAGGCUAUGGAGAUGGCUUCAAAAACGGAAGAAUUAUACCAGAACGUCCUCUCACUUUGGCAUCACUCCCACAUCAACAUGAAAAGUGUGGCGUCUUGGCACUGUCUCAUGGCUGAUAUACGCACUAUCCGCCACUGGAAUGUAGCUUCUUUUAAAACGAUGCUACCGGGUGAGCAUCAGCAAGUUUUGAGCAACCUUCAGUCUCAUUUUGAUGAGUUCUUGGAAGACUGUGAGGAGUCUGAGGUGUUCACCGUGGCAGACUGUGCUCAGCUGGAGAGGGACGUGGAAGGCUGCAAGGAAUACUACCAAGAACUACUCAAAUCUGCAGAGCGAGAGGAACACGAGGAGUCUUUGUACAAUCAUUACAUCUCAGAAAUACGCAACUUCCGGAUGCAUCUGGAGACCCAUGAAGAGCAACUGAUCAGGAAAAUCCGCACGCGUCUGGACAGAGACGACAUGUACCAGAGUCUGCAGCGCAUCACUGAGCAAGAGAAGAAAAUGGAAGAGCUGCAUAAAUUUAAGGAAGACCUGAAUAACAUAAAUGAGAAAUGUGAGGUGUUCCUCAGACAAGCUGCCGGCUUUCCAUCAGCUCAGACUCUUUCCGCCGAACUAAGCAUUGUGCUUCAGAGCAUGAGCCAAGUGCACUCCAUGUCUUCUAUAUACAUGGACAAACUGAAGACGAUCAGUUUGGUGGUGAAGCACAGCCAGAGUGCAGAGGCGUUGGUGAAGGCCUACGAAUCCAAACUCUAUGAGGAAGAUGCGAUCAACUCUGACCUUCAGUCUAUUGAAACAGUCACUUCCAUACUCAAGCAAUGGCGAACCGAGAUUGACGAAAACCAGGAAGUCUUCCACAAUCUGGAGGAUGAACUGCAGAAAGCCCGACUCACCAGUGACCGCAUGUUUAAGUCCCACAACGAGCGUGACUUUGAUCUGGACUGGCAUAAGGAGAAAGCCGACCAACUGAAUGAGAGAUGGCGCAACAUUCACUCCCAAAUUGAUAGCAGGCUUAGGGAUUUGGAUGCCAACAGCCAAUUCCUGAAGUUUUACAAAGACUCCUACAGUAGUCUAGACGAAUGGAUUCGAGAAGUUGAGACAGAACAGAUAAUGGCCCAAGAAAAUAAACCAGAAGAUAGCAAGGCUUUUGCUGAAGUGUUGAACAAACAGAAGGUUCUUGUUGCUGAAAUUGAACAAAAGCAGAGCCAGAUUGAUGAAUGUCAGAAGUACUCAGAACAGUGCUCCUCUGUCAUCAAGGAUUAUGAGCUCCUGCUGAUGACCUUCAGAGCGAUGGUUGAUUCCCAACACAAAUCUCCACUCAAGAAACGCAAAAUGCAGAGCUCUUCUGAUAUUAUACAGCAGGAGUUUAUGGAUCUUCGCACCCGCUAUACAGCCCUUGUGACCCUCAUGACGCAGUAUGUGAAGUUUGCAAGUGAAACCCUGAAGAGAGCAGAAGACGAGGAGAGAUCGGUGGAUGAAGAAAAGCGAGAGCAUGGUGAUAAAGUUAGCAAACUAUUAGGUUGGAUGUCUAAUGUGAAACAGAAUGCGAGCAAUGAGGGAAAUACUCUGAAAGAUAGUAAUGCCAACAGAGAUGCUUCAAAUAAAUCCCAGGUCUCCAUGGAGGAAAUGGUUACUAAGAAAGAGCAGAUUGCGGAAGCUAUUAGGGCCACAGAAAUGAUGCUGAACAAACACAGUGAAAAGAUGUCAGAAGAGGAGAAAGAAAAAGCCCAGGAACAGUUGAAGGAGCUCAGUCAGGCGUACAGUGACCUUUCCCAGCAAUGUUCUGAUCAGCCCACACAUGAACAUGAGGACGUGAAAGCCACCAGUAGCGCGGACUGUAUUUGGACCCAGGCAAUGGAUGGCCUGAGUAAUGACAUAAUUGGGUUCCUCCUUCCGACCCCAGACCUGUCUCAGUCUGAGUCUCAGAUGUGCUGGGAUGAUGUUCUCGAACAUGAUGCUCCUCACACAUCGACAACUGGGAAUUAUUUGCAGGAGUUAAACAUGGAGAACAAGUGCAUAGAGGAUUCAGACGUGACCUCCGUGUCCAUCUGCGACGUCGCAGCAGCAGCGAGGGAUGCGUCCACGGUCGACGAGCUUGUCGUAAAGAUGAUAGAAGUCAAGCAAGUCAGUGAUGGACUGAAUGUGACCUACUCAGGAGAUACGGUGACGCUUAAGACAGCGUUUCAGCAAGGGCUCAUUCCUGCUUCUGUCUAUGUUAACAUUCUCCAGAGGCAGAAAAUGGCGCACGACCAUUCUAAUGCAAAUGAGUCCCAUUUAGAAGCCAUGCAGGUUAAUAGACUGAUACUGGAGUGCAUAAGUGGGAAUAAAUCAGUGACACCAGGGAGAACUGUUAACACUAUGACAUCUGUCCACAACCUAGACAGAAUAUUAAAGUUGAAUCCCUCUGAGGAAAAUUUUGCUGAUAAUACAAGAGCAACACAAACAGUUAAUUCUUCCUCUGGCAACUUGGACAAUGGGGAUGGAGUAAGAGUAGAUGCAGAAGUUCAGUGUGAUUUGAUGAGUUUUAGCAGUACACUCAUCGUACUUGGGAACAGGCAUCAGUUCGUAGGCCUUGUGUUGCCUCGGCCGAAUGAAUGCCAGUUUAGUGCCGCAUCAUCGGAAUACUAUGAGCAUCGCAGCACUGAUGUGUUUGAAAGCAGGCUGCUCAGCAGUAGAUGGAAAGUUGCAGCUUUUUAUAUUCCAGAAAAUUCAGAGAUUGUGGAUAUCAAUGGUGCCGUACAAAAUGGUUACAUUGACGUUUACACGGCAGAUAUCUUAAAAUCCAUCGAAAUCCCUGAUGAGUUUAUCGAUGUUGAUCACCUUGAUGAAAAGUUUUCAUCUUGGCUCAUGUAUCGAAAACUCAAAGUAGGUGGACGUAGUCAUGAUGGAGUUGUGUUUACUCCUUCGGAGACAAAGCAGCUUUUUACAUCCUACCUAAUGAUAAAUAGUUACAUCGACCCAAAGUCUCAAAAUAGGGUUUUAAUACUUGACAAGCCCUUAAUUAAAAUGAUCCAUUUAUUUCUUGAAGAUUCUGUAUUAUAUGAUAGCACCCAACCCAGUAUGGUGCCUUGGACUGUCCAUACUGAAGAUCUUUCGGAGCAGGAGGACUUUGAGGUGCCAUUCAUAAGUGAGAAAGCAGAAGAAAUGGUGAUAAACACAAAGAAUUACAAAAUCAAUCCUCAUCAUUUUGUCCCCUCGUUUGAUGGGGUACUUGACAACAACAUAAAUGUAAAUGAUGAUCUAAAAAUGGAUUGCAUGGACAAUGUCACAGAAGCUGUUACGCUUACUGAAAGACCAACAGACUACCAAACGCUUGAUGAUCAUUUAUAUAUUGAGGAUCAAUAUGAUGCUAAUGAUGUUUACAAGAUUCCAACUACCCAAGAGCUUGCUUUUAUCAAAAGAUGUAAUGCUGACUCACUAUCGGUGUGUUCAGAGGAAAGCAGCCAUCAGCUUGCAGCAGAGCUUAGUGCUGAGCCAUUGUGCAAUGCAUCAAGGACGAUCAAUAACACUACAGAUGGUGAUGUGUUUAAGGGAGGAAAACAUCACAGUGAUAUUCAGUUGGAUUCACAGUUUGAAGAAAAGGGCAUUUUGGAUGACACAUCUGUCAAUGGCCUGGAGGGAACAACUGAGGAGACGGAGGAAGACAUUUAUUCAGAAGACUUGAUUUAUUCAGAAGGAAAGUGCAGCCAGCCUUACCCGGAUGAUGAUAAUCUUGGUCCUGUUGAUGUGAACGAAGACCGAGAAACACAUAAUUCAUCCAAGAGGAAGUCUUCUCUCCUGAUAGAGGAUGAUAUUGUUUUAGAUGACGAGGCAGAAAAAAAAUUAAUGGAGAUAAGUGAUCAUCAUUCUUCUUCAUUACUUUCUGGUCAUGAGCCACUGAUGAUGUCACCCUGCCAUAGGGAGGAGGUUUCUCCCGAGUGUGUCCUUCACUUGGAAGAAUCGGCUUCACUCUCUGAUGUCACCAACUCACUUAAUGGAGUCAAUAACCUGCUGGCUGAUAAGCAGGAUGAGUGCUAUGAAACUGCUGCUUCAUCUUCAUGUCGUGCUAUUACACUAGAAAGCCACAGUGAGUCUUCCACUGAUGCAAAUCAAUGUUACAAGGUCAACGCAAUGUCCAGUGAGUAUGAUUUCUACAAAGCUGGAAAUGUGACAACUUGCGAAUUGGGAAAAUCAUCAUUUUCGGUUUCCUCUUUUGUCGAGGCUGAGAUAGGCUGCUCAUCACCUGGAGAUGUGGUCAAUGAUGUACAAUGUAGCUCUGUCACAAAAGAUGGCGACAGACUCCAGCAGAUAUUUCUUCCUUCAGAGAGUGGUUAUGAUCUCAAACCUGAGCCCAAUACUUCAAAGCAUGAUCUGCUCAGUGAAAGAGUUUUGAACCUAUCAUCCUUCCCAUCUGUUUCAUCUCAUGAAUUUACAGCAAAAAAUCCUUAUGAUAAAAGCUGUGAUAUCAAAUUUGUUCAUCAGGAACAAACACUGACUGGUUUGAGAUGCAGUCCAGUACACCCAGAAGAAAGACAACUAACAGAACCAAGUGAUUCUGAGGAGAACUAUCACAAAUCAAGGGAGGUGUGUGUAGAAGAAACAUGUCAACAGAAUAUAAAUAUGGCUGGAUCAGUUUCAAGCCCACCCACUGCACCAGACUCCACCCAGAAUUCUGUGAUCGAAGUGAAACUCAAAGGCAAUAUACUUACUGAUCAAAAUGGAUUGGAUGUAGAUGGAAAACCUCCAGUAGUUCCGGAUAUCUUGCUGAAUAAAACUUUUAAUGGAAGUGAUGAUGCUCUCAGUUCAGACAAAAAUAAAACUGACGAUGAAGUCCAUGAAAGAAAGCCUGGGAUGCUAACCGGAAAUGUGAAAGACGAAUAUGAUGCCUUAACAAUGGAAGAGAUAGAAGAGUCCAUCGUCACCACUAGAAGAGAUGAAGAUCAAUCUGAUGCCCCAGCCAGAAAGGACAAAAUGAAGAUUCAUAACUCAGUUACAAACAAUGAAGAAGACUUUGGUGUUCAAAUUAAAGAGGAGGAAGAGUCGUUUGAUGCCCCAAGGGGAGAUAUUCAAGAAGAUGAUGCGGACAAUGUUCCUGGAAACAUUGAAAUGAAUUCUGACAACCCAACGAGAAAAGAUGAAGAGUGGUAUGAUGCCCCAUCUAUAAAAGAUGAAGAGACCACCUUUUCACCAAAUGGAGAGGAUAAAGAAUAUUGCAGCGUGCCAAUUGGAGAUGAUGAAGUGAGGUCUUGCCCCCAACCUAUAAAACAGGAUACUGAUGCUCCAACAGAACAAAAUGAACAGAUUGAUGCUCAAACUAAAAACUUGGAAGUCAAGUCCAUUGUUCUGCAUGAAAAAGCUGAAAAUGGGUCUAUUAGCUCACUCAUAAAACAUGAUGAUGAGUUUUAUACCCUCACUGGAAACACUGAAGAUGAAUACAAUAUCCUAACUACAAACAACGAAGAAAGUUCUGAUAUACCACUAACAAAAGAUGAAGAUGGAUCUCAUGGAUUUCAAGAAGAACCUGAUAUACCGACCAGAAGAGAUGAUAAAAAUCAUAAUGCUCCACCAGUAAAAGAUGAAGAGAGAUCUGAUGACUUGGCUAAAAAAGUGAAGCAAGAGCUCAUCUGUUUGGAUGCACAACAUUUGAACAAAACUGACACACAACAAGAGGGGAAAAUCCAUGAAAUGCAGCCUUGUUUUCUUAUCAGAAAAGAUGAAGUGGGUGAAAAUGAUGGUGCAUUAACUGGAAAAGAGGUUGGAGAAUCAAAUGAAAGAAAUGAAGAGUUGUCUAAAACUGGCAAAGAUGAAAACAAGAUCACAAUUUCAACUGUAAUAGAUGAAGACUGCAGUACCCCACAAGAAAAAGAUGAACGGGUUUAUGACGCCUCACUAAUGAAAAAUGAAGAUGGACCAAAUGACUCAACAAGACCAAACAAAUCCCAUGAUGACCUUGGAAAGGAUGAAGACUACUCUUUUGAUACAAUUAGGAAAACUGGAAAGGAGUCUGAUUCUCCAAAUACAAGAGAUGAAGCUGUGUCUCAUGUCCCACUUAUAAAAAACGAGAGUGGUUCUAAUUCUCCACCUGUAACAGAUGAAGAGCUGUCUGAUGCCUCACCUCAAAAGGAGGAAAAAGAUUCUGAUGCCUUGCUCAUGAAAGAUGAAGAGUGGUGUAACAACACAAUUAGUGAGCCUAAUUCUGAUCCCCAAACUAGAAGGGACAAGGACGAGAUGGUGGAGUGUGAUGCCCUACCUGUGAAUCAUGAAAACGAGUCUCCCUCAAUAAUAAAAGAUAAAGAAGGAUCUAAUUGCACAACUGUAAAUAAUAAAAUAUCUGAUGGCCCAACUAUGAAAAAUAAAGCGAGCUCUCACACACAAGCUGGAAAAGAAGAUUUUAAAGACCCAACUGGAAACACGAUAGAGAAGUCAAAUAACCAAAUUCAAAGAAUUGACGACAACUCUGAUGCUCCAGGAGCAAACGAUGAAAAGUGGUCCGAUGCCACAUUAAUAAAAGAUGGAGACUCUGAAAACUCAACUGGAAACUUUGAGAUCCCAAUUAAUAGAGAGAACGAAGAUCCAGAUACCCCAUGUGGAAUGCAUGAGAGCAAUGUUGUUCCAACAAGAAAAUAUGAAAAAGGGUCUGAUGCCUCACUUGUAAAAGAUAAACAAGGGUCUGAUGACGCAACUGAAGAAGUUGAAGGGGAAGAGGAGUGUUAUAUCUCAACUACAAGAGACAAAAAAGACUCCGGUGCACAAAAAGACAACUUAGUUGCUCCAGCACAAAUAGAUGAAGAUAAGUCUGAUGCCCAACCUCUGUCAUGUAAAGAAGAUACCGUGACUGGCAACAUUUUCAACGAGUCUUGUGCCCCAGAUAAAAGUGAAAAGGACUCUGAACUACCACCUUCAAAAGAUGAAGAGGAUUCUGAACCUCAAACCAGAACAAAUGAAGAGGAUUCAGAUGAAGAUGGGUCUUAUUACCUGCAUGGAAAAGAUCGAGAGAGCUAUUGUAUGCUACCUGAAGAAGAUCAAAAGUAUUCCAAUGUCUUAACUGCAAAAUAUGAAGUGGGUUCGGAUGCCACUCUUGCAAAGUCUAAUGCCUCAACUGAGGUGUCUGAAGUGCCACUUUUAAAAACUGAGGAAGCAUCUGAAAUGCCAACUGGAAUCAUUGAAGAGGAGUCCAGCACUUCGAAUAAACAAAGUGAACCAGAGUCUGAACAAGAUGAAGAAGGCUCUGAUACUCUACCUGGAAAAGCUCAAGGCGACUGUUUUACUCCAAUAGGAGAAGACGAGGGGGAGGCUGUGUUUGCAGGUCAAAGUCUCGUGAAAUAUGAAAAGGAGUCUGACGUCUCAAUUAUAAAAGAUAUAAUUGAGUGUCCUGGCAUAUCCCAAAAAGAGUGUUGUAUCCCAAUUGAAGGCAAUGAAUUCUGGUCUCAUACCUCAUCAAGAAAAGAUGCUCAAAUUAGAAAAGAUGAAAAGGAGACCGAUCCUCCAAUGAGAUUAGAUGAAAUCAGGUCAAAUGUCUUACUUCCAAAGGAUGAAGAGAAGUCUCUAAUGCCAGCUGAAAGUAUGCAAGAAGAUUCUAGUACCAUGUAUAGGCAAAAUGAACAAGUCUCUGAAAACGCUGCCAAGUCUGAUAACCAACUUGGGAAUAAUAACGGUAAUUAUUCUACUCCGACUGAAGAUGGAGUGGAAUCUGAUGUCAUGCCGGUACAAUAUGAAGAGUCUGAUUCUAUACUCCUAAAAGAUGAAACGGCAUCUCAUGACACAAUUCAAAAAAAUCAAGAGUCUGAUAUCCCAACUACAAGAAAUGAAGACCUGUAUCAUGCCACAUCUAUAAAAGCAUUUGAUGCCCAAACUAGAAAAAAUGAAGAGGAAAAAGACGAAGAAGGCUGUGACAUGCCUGCGAAACACAUUGAAGAAGAGUCCAAUAGCCCAGCUAGAAGAAACAAAGAACACUUUGGAAAAGAUGAGUGCAUUCCCCUGACUGGAAACAUUGAAGAAACAUUCCAUGUUCCAACUAAAAAAGCUAAAGUCUCUGAAGAUGUGUCUGAGAAGGAUGAUGAGAAUGAUCUAACUGGGAAAGUUGAAGAGAAAUCCAAUGUCCUGUCUAGAAGAGAUGAUAAAGCCUCUGAUGCAGCACUUGGAAAAAAGAAAUAUGAUUCUGAUGCACCAUCUGAAAAAGAUGACUUUGAUGCACCACCUGAAAGUUUUGAACAGCAGUUUGAGCCCUUCCUAAUAAAUGAUGAGUUGAAUACUCCAAACGGAGAUGCAGAAGCCUCUGAUGUAUUUCCUUCAAAAUAUGAAGGAUCAUCUGAAGCCAUGCUUGUAAAAGAUAAGGAGAACUCUCCAACUGGAACGGAUCAUGAAGAUGCAAAAGAUGAAUGGAACUCAGAAUCUCCAAUAGAAAAAGAGAAAGAGCAGUCACUUGCUCCCACCAUUCAGCUGCAGUUUCUACAGGUACUUCAAAGUGUCUCCUCGGGCCAAAACCUCUCAAUGCUCCAGGAAGUGAUGGAGAGCCGUGCUUUAGGGAGUGAUACUCACACCCUGGAAAGUAUCAAGGAGGAGAGCUCAGAGGAUGAACCGCUGGCAGAGCAGUCGCCUAUUCUCUCCGCCGACAAUGUGGACGAGAUCAAGAACCCGAUAUUCUCUACCCAGGAUUACCUCGAGUGUGUUGGGAGACUCCAAGAUCACGCCGAUGUUUUAGACGAUGUUAGAAAAGACCUUUUAAUCGGAGAAUCAAAUGGCACCAACAUGGAGGAAUUGCAGAUGCAAAUAGAUGAAAUCCAGUCACUGGAGUCCCAAGUUUACUUACUAGCUGGUGUCCUGACUGAAGAUAUGGAAAAGGCCAAACUGCUCUUAAAUGCUCCUGACGAGAACAUCCCCGCACAAAUCCGUAAAGAUCUGUCUUCAACAUAUGAGGAAUUACAGCAAAGUUUUACUACGGUUUGCCAAGAGUGUGCAGAAAAAACUCAGUCGUUGUUUCGGGCCAUGGAAAAUAGUAAGAAGGCAUAUUUGGAAUCAACAUACCAGAAACAUCUUGCUGAUCUCGAUAUGUUGGUGGGCCUCAUCCAAAAGGAACUAAAUAUGGCAGAUAUGGAUUUCAACACUUGUGAUGUUGAAGCACUCAAAUGCUGCAUCCAAAGAAACAAGGAUGCUGAGAGUAAUCUUCAUCAAGAUGUUAAACUCAAAUUAGAGGACGUCACAUUUGCUAUCCAGAGUUUUAUUUCUGAGCACGCUCACUUAUUGAGUCCCGCUCAGAGCAGUUGCCUCCUCAAGUGCCUCAGUGGCACUCAGAGAACCUUCAGGGACCAGAUGGACAAACUUGUCGCCAUGAGAUCUACCUUAGAUGUCCUCUUGGACACCAAGGAGAAGGAAGACCAGAAGAAGCUCAUAUUGGAAAGGCAGCAAGAAAUUGCAGACAAGUUAGAGGAAGUGUGUGACAGUCUCACUUUGACUGAGAACCGUUUGAUUGGGCACCAACAGCAGGCUAGCAAUGCCGAGUGCGUCACAGACCUGCAGCAGUACCAGCAGGAGCAUCAGGCCUUGCAAAAAGACGUCUUAACAAACGCCACUGCGCUGAAUGAGGUCAUAACAAGUACGAAAAGGUUUUUGGAGGAAAAUCGGGGCAAGUUGACGGCGGAGCAAAUUGCUGAUAUUGAGACCAAGUUGGAAGAAGCAAAAAGCAAAGCUAAGCUUAUCCAAAAGCAAGCGGAGGAGUCCAGGAAGGACUUAGAGAAGGUUGUAACCACUGCUAUAAAGCAGGAGAGUGAAAAGGCUGCAGCUGUUGAGCGUCUUGAGGAAAGCAAGAACAAAAUAGAAAGUCUACUAGGUUGGAUCUUAAAUAUUGGGGAUCAAAAUGGAAGAAGCAUUGAUGAAACAGACCUCAUAAGCAAAGACAAUGGAAACCUGCCAGAGGAGACAUUAGACAAGUUGCGGAAAGAAAAGAAGGAUGAUGCAAAUGGAAACAAUUUACUUCGAAGUGAAAGUGAUUUCGAUGGGCAAAGUGACGCCUGCAUGGAUAUUGACAAGCAGUAUGAAAGAGUCAAGGCUCACCAUCAGGAGAUUCUGUCCCAGCAACAGGAUUUGAUCAUGGCCACCCAGUCAGCCCAAGCUCUUCUGGACAAGCAAGCCGAUGUUCUGUCUCCACAGGAAAAGGAAAAACUGGAGGAGAACAUUCUGGAACUGAAGGGGCGCUACAAUGCCUCUCUCACCCAAGCUGAGCAGCAGAUGAAGCAGGUACAAUGUGUCCAGGAGGAGCUGAAGAAGUUUCAGGAUGAUUGCAAAGAGUUUGAGGACUGGUUAAAACAGGCUGAGGGUGAGGUGGAGCAUUUGGGUGCCUCAGCGGGUUCCCUAAAAAUCCUCAAUGACAAACUUCUCAGACAGAAGAGCUUUUCAGAAGACGUCAUCUCUCACAAGGGAGACCUUCGUUUCAUCACCAUUUCGGGCCAGAAAGUUCUGGAUGUAGCAAAAGCAUGUGGAGUCACUGACCCAGUGGCUAAAAAUAAUCAGAUGCAAGUGGAUACUUCAGGAACUUGUUCUGCUGUCAAGGACAAACUAGACUCUGCAGCUAGUCGAUAUAAGACACUUCACUCUCAGUGCAAUCAACUUGGCAACAAUCUCAAAGAUGUCGUUGACAAGUAUAAGAAAUACGAUGACUCAAGUUCGGAUCUACUUAAGUGGCUCGGGAGUUCCGAAGAGGAGGCGAGGAAGCAGCAGUCAGAGGCCAUCGCUGCUGAGCCACAAAUUCUCCAGACACAGCUGGAGGACACCAAGGCUUUACAAGGUCAGAUGAGCGGACAUCAGACUGCUAUUGACACGCUACGCAAAACAGCAGAUUCUUUGAUCUCAUCUGAUGGAAACCUGCUGAGCAACAUAGAUGAGAUCCAAGAGACAGUAGAUGACAUCGUGGAGCGGUAUGACAACUUGUCCAAGUCUGUGAGUGAUCGCAAUGAGAAGUUGCAGAUGACUUUGACUCGCUCCAUGAGUGUUCAGGACGGACUGGAUGAGAUGAUGAGAUGGAUGGAAGGAGUGGAAACCAGCGUGAAAGAAAAUGGCACAAUUCCACUGGACUCUGCAUCCAUCACAGAUAUGUUGAGCAAAGAAACAGCCAUAGAGCAGGACAUAGCAAGUCGCCAGAGCAGCAUCGCAGCCAUGAAAUCUAAAGUGACCAAGUUUGUGGAAACAGCCGACCCCACCUCCGCGGCACUCCUGCAGUCCAAGAUGGAUGCCCUCUCCCAGCGCUUCUUGGACACGUGUGACAAGCACAAGCAGAAAGUUUCACGUCUGGAACAGCUUAAAGACAAGGUGGAGCAGUUUGAGAAGGUCGCAGAAAAUGUCCAGCAGUUUGUUAUGAAGCGUUCGCAAGAUCUACAUGAGACCGACGGGCCAGGGAAAACCUUUGAAGAACUCUCUGAGCUAACGCAGAAAACAAAAGCUGAGAUGGCUGAACAUGCCAGUAAUUUGGAGAAGUUGCAGACGUUGUCGAAGGAGCUGUGUGAAAUGAGCAAAGAUGGUAACAAAGCAGUGAUGCAGAGCAAGAUGGAUAAUCUCUCAAACAUCUUCAGCACCUUCAAAGACACUCUCAAAGAAAAGGAAGAGGAGGUAUCAUCCUGUCAGGACCUGCUCGGGGAGUUCAGGUCUGCGGCCAGUGCUCUCAGCAAAUGGCUAGAAGAGACCAAUGAGAAAGUGCCCGUGGUGCAGAAAAGUUGCAGUGCAAAAAGUUUGGAGAAGGACCUCCAAAUAGUCACUGGAUUACUGGAGGAAUGGACAUCUAAAGGCCCUGCUGUGCAGGACUUGAACAAUAGAGGAUCUUCACUAUGUAGCCACAUUGCGAUUCUCACAUCCCCUGCCAAAGCGAAGAUCCCUAACAAAACAGCUCUUACUAACGGUGGUGGUCCAGCGAGCCAUUCCUACCUAACCAAUAAAGAGUUGAUGACAAUUCAGCAAAAUAUGUCCUUCGUCAAUGAGGGCUAUUCCUGUCUGGGUGACACUCUGAAGAGUCGAGCAGCUGAGCUGAAUGGAUCCGUGCGGGAGCUGAAAGAUGCCAAAAAGGAGACGGAAAACAUGAUGACGUGGCUGGAGGACAUGAAAAAGACAGCAGCUUCUUGGAAGAAUGGUGCCACAGAGAAAGAUGCAGUGAAAACACAACUUGAACAGCAGAAGGUGUUUGAAGAGGACAUGAAGCAGAAGAAAGAGCAGCUCCACAAGCUGAGGGAGAAGCUCAUUGACUUGAUUGAAACUCAUCCAAACUCACAAGAAGCUGACAAAUGGAAGCAGAUGUUGGCAGAAAUUGAUGCUGCUUGGGCAGAUAUCAGUGGCUCCGCCUUGGAGAGGAAGCAGCACCUGGAGCAGUCCAACAAAAAUUUGGACAUUGUCCAAAGUACUCAACUUCAGCUUGGUCAGUGGCUGUCAGAGAAGGAGAUGAUGAUGAGUGUCCUUGGACCGCUCUCUAUUGACCCCAACAUGCUGAAAAUGCAGAAGCAACAAGUCCAGAUCCUACAGAACGAAUUCAAGAGCCGCAAGCCUCAGUUUGAGCAACUAAAGGAAGCCGCAUCUGCCAUCUUAAACUCAUCAGAUAACCAGGACCCCUCAAAUGGGAAGCUGGUGAGGGAGCAGCUCACUACUGUUUCUGAGAAAUGGCAAGGACUUAUAGGACAGCUGGAUCAGCGAGAUGCCCUCAUCGACCAAGCUGCGGUGAAGACAGGGCAGUUCCAAGAGCUGUUGAGGACUCUCGGCCAGACCACCGCUCAGCUGGAGGAUCAGCUCAGCGGGCAUCAAGCCAGCAGUACCCAGCCCGAUGCGGUGAAGAAACAAUUGGAAGAUGUCCACAACAUCUCGGUCCAGCUGAGGGAGGAGAGGGGGAAGCUGAAAGAGGCUGAAGCCGUUCAUGCGGAGCUCACAGCGAUGGUGACUGAGGACUAUCUGAAAGCUGACUUAGACAGGCAGCUGGAGACUGUCAGCAAACCUCUCCGACAGCUGGAAGAGAGAGCAGCCAAACAAAUUGAGCAGCUGAACUCAACCUUCGCCAGCUCCCAGCAGUUUCAUCAGACCUCCAAAGAUUUCCAGUCAUGGCUGGCUCAGAAACUGCAAGACCAGUCGAAACCUCAGCCCAUCUCUGCCAAAGUGGACGUCCUUGAAAAAACUCUGGAUGAGCACAAUAACCUUCAGGUGGCGCUCAGAGAAGAAGAAGCCACUUACAGUUCAAUAGCAGGGGAAGGCGAAAUGCUUCUGCAAAACACUGAUGGUGCAGAAAAGUUGGCGCUGCAAGGUCAACUGUCUCUGCUCUCCUCUAACUGGCAGGAGGUGAAAAAGAGCUCCGAUGCACAGGGUGAAAAACUUAAGACUGCCCUGCAGAGAGCUCAGAAGUUUGACGAGCAUGUGGAGAAGCUCCACACUUGGGUGAAGCAGUGUGAAGCCAAAGAGGGUCGAGUCAAACUUGCUGUUGAGCCUGUUGCUGUAGAGGAUGCUGUAGUUCAAGUGAAAGCUCUUCAGAAGGAUGUAGACAAGCACAGAGGGAUGGUGGAACAGAUGAACAAUGCUGCAGGGAGCCUUCUCGAGGUGGCUGACGCUGACACGGAUGAAGUUCAAAAAGAGGCGGCGAGCAUUUCUAAAAGAGUGGACUGUGUAUUGGAAGGUCUCCAGAACAAAAGAGAAUCCUUGGAAAAGAUCUCACAUACCGUUAAAGAAUUUAAUGAAGAUUUCAAGGAGACUAAGGCUCAUCUAGAGGGAGCUAAGAAGCUCCUGGAUGCUUAUGAAUCCCAGGGAGUACAGGCCUACAGCAGUAAGAACUUAACCAACAUGAAAGCCCAACAGAAAAGCCUUGAAGGGCUGCAAAACCAAGUCGAGCACCUUACGAGCUUGGCAAAGACCCUCGUGGUUGAUCUCCCGGAUGCUGAUGGAGUGACAGACUUGCUACUGCAAGCUGACAGCAUAGAAAAGGAAUACAGCAGUCUUAACAAGAAGCUAGAGGAGACAUGCCAGGUCCUGGAAAGUAAAUUGCAGGGCAUUGGGCAGUUCCAAAACAGCAUCCGGGAGAUGUUCACCCGCUUCACAGACCUGGAUGAUGAGUUGGACAACAUGGCUCCGGUAGAUCUGGACUUGGUUGUUCUUAAGGAGCAGCAGGAGAACAUUGAGAGCUUUUUAGCACAGCUGCAAGCGCUGAUGGUCAACACGGCCGAUGCAGGAGAUGGCUGUAAAAGGAUGCUCGAAACGGACUCCUCACCUGACCUGUUGGGUCUGAAGAGAGACCUGGAUGCGCUGAGCAAGCAGUGUGGCAAGCUGAUGGACCGAGCCAAAGGCAGAGAGAGGCAGGUGCAGAGUACUCUGCUCAAGCUGGAGGAGUUCUGUGGAAAACUUCAACACGUGGAAGAUCAUCUCUGCAAAGCUGAAGACAAGGAAGCUUCCCAAGGAGCGGUCGGCAUGGAGACAGACAUUAUCAAUCAACAGCUGGAGGUUUUUAAGGCUUUCCAAAAGGAAGACAUUGAUCCUUUGCAGACACAACUCCAAGACAUCAACUCCAUCAGUCAGGGGCUGAUCCAGAACGCCGCCAGAGGCACCAAUACUAAAAAGCUCGAGGAUGACCUGGAGAAGGUUAACACAAAGUGGAACACGCUCAAUAAAAAGAUCGCUGAGCGUUCAGCCCAGCUGCAUGAAGCCCUGUUGCAUUGUGGAAGGUUCCAUGAUGCUCUGGACUCUCUGCUCAGCUGGUUGACAGACACGGAGGAGCUCAUGGCCAAUCAGAAGCCUCCUUCUGCUGAGUUCAAAGUGGUCAAGGCACAGAUACAAGAGCAGAAACUCUUACAGAGACUGUUGGAUGACCGUAAGCCCACAGUGGAGCUGAUAAAAAGCGAAGGGGGGAAGGUUGCAGAACUGGCAGAGUCUGUGGAUAAGGAAAAGGUUGCAAAAGAAGUCCAAUCCCUUGGGCAGAGGUGGGACACUCUGCUCAAGAAAGCUGAGAACAGGCAUAAGCAACUGCAAAGCAUUUUGGUGGUCACUCAGCAGUUCCAUGAGACUUUAGAACCUCUGAGCGAUUGGCUCGCCGCCACAGAGAAGCGCCUCUCCAACUCAGAACCAGUUGGCACGGAAACAUCGAAGCUGGAAGAACAGAUCUCCCAUCAUAAGACCAUAGAAGAGGAGAUAAUGAAUCGCAGUAAAGACCUGUUUCAUGCUGUCAGUCUGGGUCAGAUGCUCAAAGCUGUGAGCUCUGUCGAUGACAAGGACUUUGUUCAGUCCAAGCUGGACGCCACGCAGGCCGCUUACAUUGAGCUGCAGGAGCGCUGCAGAAGGAAAGCCGAGUUACUGCAGCAGGCCCUGGCCAACGCCCAGCUCUUUGGAGAGGACGAGGUGGCCCUCAUGAACUGGCUCAGUGAGGCACACGCACGUUUGAAGGAAGUGUCCGUGGAGGACCACAUAGUAGACACACUUGAAAAGCAGACGGCAGAGCAACUGGCUUUACACAAUGAUAUUGAAUUGAGGAAGAAGAAUGUUGACCAAGCCCUCUUCAAUGGAAUGGAACUAUUGAAGCAAACAACAGGUGAUGAGGUUGUUGUUAUCCAAGGAAAAUUAGAUGGAAUCAAAACAAAGUAUGCUGAGAUCACCUCCAUGAGUGAAAAUGUUUUGAACACACUGGAGCGUGUUUUGAGUCUCUCCACAAAGCUGCACCAAACACACGAUGAUCUGAGCACCUGGCUGGUAAAGGCUGAGGCCCAAGUCAGUUCUUAUGUGGAUCAGGAGCCAAUCGGCGAGCAGCUCACUCAAGCCCAAAACGUUCAAAAGACUUUGCUCAAGGAGACGAAAGACAAAAAAGCUGCAGUGGACAAGCUGAAUGAAUUGAGUACUUCCCUGCUGGAUCUCAUUCCCUGGCACACCCGAGAAGGUCUUGACAAGCUGGUGACGGAGGACAAUGAGCGGUACAGAGCUGUCUGUGACAGCAUCACUCAGCAGGUCGACCGGAUCAACGCAGACAUUCUCAAGUCACAGCAGUUUGAAGAAGCAGCAGAUUCUGAACUAGCAUGGCUUACAGAUGCUGAGAGUAAGCUACUGUCAAUGGGCGGAAUCAAAUUGGGACAGGACCAAACUGCAGCCCAACUACAAGCACAUAAGGCCUUUUCUAUGGAUAUUAUGAGGCACAAAGAUUCCGUGGAUGCAAUAGUGAAAACAGGAAAAUCCAUCAUGAGCAGCAAAAAAACAGAGGAAAAGGAAUUGUUAAAGGCCAAGACCCAGACUCUCGUAGAGAAGUAUGGUGCGGUGAGUCAGCUGAACUCCGAGCGCUCUCUGCAGCUGGAAAGAGCUCAGUCUCUUGCAAGCCAGUUUUGGGAAACCUAUGAAGAAUUGUCACCGUGGCUUCAGGAAACCCUGAAGACCUUCAACCAGCUGCCUCCACCCGCCAUCGAGUAUGACACGCUCAAGCAGCAACAAGAGGAACUAAGGCAAAUGCGGGAGCUGAUUGCUGAACACAAACCACACAUAGACAAGAUGAAUAAGACAGGACCUCAGUUAUUGGAACUGAGUCCUGAGGAAGGGCUGCCCAUCAGGGAGAAGUACACAACGUCCGAGCAGCUGUACACCAAAUUGAAGAGUGACGUCAAACAGAGAGCAGCCGAGCUAGAUGAGGCCAUCUCCAAAUCCACUCAGUUCCAUGAUAAAAUUGACCCCAUGCUGGAAUCCUUGGAGCGGAUUGCUGAGCGCCUGCAUCAGCCUCCCUCCAUUUCAGCGGAGGUGGACAAAAUCAAGGAGCAGAUAACAGAGAAUAAAAGUGUUAGUGUGGACCUGGAGAAACUGCAGCCUUCCUUUGAGACCCUGAAGCAGCGAGGCGAGGAGAUGAUUGCGCGGUCCAAAGACAGAGCAUUAUCUGCCAAAGUUGUACGAGACAAAAUGGACCAUAUGGUGUUCCUAUGGAGUGAUAUUCAAGUCUUGCUGGAGGAGCGCGAGGCCAAGCUAUUGGAUGUGAUGGACCUCGCCGAAAGGUUCUGGUGCGAUCACUGCACUCUGAUCGCCACCAUCAAGGACACCCAGGACUUGCUGAGGGAACUGGAAGAGCCAGGGGUGGAUCCUUCAGUUGUCAAACAGCAACAGGAGUUUGUUGAGGGUUUUAAAGAGGAGAUUGAUGGGCUUCAAGAGGAGCUGGAUUCUGUUAGAAACCAAGGCUCUGAGCUCAUGACAGCCUGCGGAGAACCUGACAAACCUGUGAUAAAGAAAAGCAUUGAUGAGGUGAACUCGGCAUGGGAAAACCUCAACAAGACUUGGAAAGAGCGAGUUGACAGGCUGGAGGAGGCCAUGCAGGGUGCAGUGCAAUUCCAGGAUGGCCUGCAGGGUAUGUUUGACUGGGUGGAUAUCCUGGAGAGCAAACUGGACUCCAUGUCACCUGUGGGCACAGACCUCGAAACUGUCAAGCAGCAAAUUGUUGAGCUCAAGGAGUUCAAAGUCGAGUCGUACCAGCUGCAGAUUGAGAUGGAGCGCCUGAACCACCAAGCGGGCCUCCUUCUCAAGAAGGUGACAGAGGAGUCCGACCGCUGCGCCAUCCAGGAGCCGAUGUACGAGCUUAAAAUGCUGUGGGGAAACCUGGAUGAGAAGAUCAUCAGCCGGCAGCACAAACUAGAGGGAGGCCUUCUUGCACUGGGACAGUUCCAGCAUGCACUGGACGAGCUGUUGGCCUGGAUGAACCACACUGAGGAGCUGCUCAAUGAGCAGAGAAAGGCAGGGGGAGACCCCAAAGCUAUUGAAAUUGAGCUGGCCAAGCAUCAUGUCCUUCAAAUUGACGUACUGGCUCACAAGUCAACAGUUGAGACGGUGAACAAAGCAGGGAAUGACCUCGUGGAAUCCAGUGCUGGAGAGGAAGCCUCUUGCCUGAGGAGCAAACUGGAGAACCUCGACCAGCGCUGGAAGGCCAUCUUGGAAAAGACUGAGCAGAGGAAGCAGCAACUGGAAAGCGCUCUGCUUCAGGCCCAGGGUUUCCAUGGUGAGGUGGAAGAUAUGCUGCAAUGGCUGAAAGACACAGAACGUCAGCUGUUGGCUUCAAAGGCUGUGGGAGGCUUACCAGACACAGCCCGCGAGCAGCUUAACGUCCAUCUGGAGUUGUGUUCUGCCUUGGAGAUAAAGGAGGAGCUAUACAAGGAGCUGAUGACCAAAGGUCAACAGCUGCUCGCUAUGAUGCCCGAGGGCAACACGGAGCAGGACCUCAACAACCUGAAAGACAAAUGGGAAGCCGUGCAGGCCAAAGUUGCUGAAAGGAAGGUCAAACUGGAGGAGGCCUUGACGCUGGCCACAGAUUUCCACAACUCUCUGCAAGACUUCAUCAACUGGCUGACCCAAGCAGAGCAGACGCUGAACAUGGUGUCGCCCGCCUCUCUGAUUCUGGAAACCAGUCUGUUUCAGAUUGAUGAGCAUAAGGUGUUUGUGACAGAGGUCAACUCUCACAGAGAUGACAUCAUCGAGCUGGACAAGACAGGCACGCAGUUAAAGUACUUCAGCCAGAAGCAGGAUGUGGUUCUGAUCAAGAACCUGCUCCUGAGUGUGCAAGGUCGCUGGGAAAAGCUGGUGCAGCGAUCUGUGGAACGCGGUCGUGUUUUGGACGAUGCCAGGAAGAGAGCGAAACAGUUCCAUGAAAACUGGAGUAAACUAAUCGAAUGGUUGGAUGACUGUGAGAAGACGCUAGACUCUGAAGUGGAAAUUGCCAAUGAGCCAGACAAAAUCAAGAAGCAGCUUUCGCAACACAAGGAGUUCCAGAAGGCUUUGGGCAGUAAGCAUUCGGUGUAUGAUACCACCUCGAGAACUGGACGAGCCCUCAAGGACAAGACUUCGCUUCAGGAUGAUAAUCAGAAACUGGAUGACAUGCUGAGUGAACUGAGGGACAAAUGGGACACUGUUUGUGGAAAGUCCAUAGAGAGGCAAAACAAGCUGGAGGAGGCAUUGUUGUUCUCCGGCCAGUUCAAAGACGCUCUGCAGGCUCUCAUCGACUGGCUGUACAAAGUGGAGCCUCAGAUGGCUGAAGACCAGCCAGUUCACGGAGACAUCGACCUGAUUUUGAACCUGAUAGACAACCACAAGGUUUUCCAGAAGGAACUGGGAAAGAAGACAGUCAGCGUCCAGGCCCUCAAACGCUCGGCCAGGGAGCUGAUUGACAGCAGUCACGACGACUCCUCAUGGGUCAAAGUUCAAAUGCAGGACUUAAGCACUCGCUGGGAGACGGUGUGCAACCUUUCGGUGUCCAAGCAGACGCGUCUGGAGCAGGCCCUGUGCCAGGCUGAGGAGUUUCACUCCACGGUUCACAUCCUGCUAGAGUGGCUGGCCGAGGCCGAGCAGAGUUUGCGUUUCCAUGGCAGCCUGCCCGACGAUGAAGAGGCUCUCCGUGCACUUAUUGAUCAGCACAAGGAGUUCAUGAAGAAACUGGAAGAAAAGCGUGUUGCUCUGAAUAAAGCCAUCAGUCUGGGUGAGGCUAUUCUGAGCAUCUGCCAUCCCGACUCCAUCACAACCAUCAAACACUGGAACACAAUCAUUAAAGCCCGGUUUGAAGAGGUACAAGCGUGGGCCAGGCAGCACCAGCAGCGACUAGCCGCAGCUCUCAGUGAGUUCUUAGCCACUCAAGACUUGCUGGAGAACCUUUUGACUUGGCUCCAAUGGGCUGAGUCAAACUUGAGUGACAAAGACAAGGAAGUCCUACCGCAGGAGAUCCAGGAGAUCAAAAGUCUCAUCGCAGAACACCAGACGUUUAUGGAGGAAAUGACCAGGAAGCAACCAGAUGUUGACAAAAUCACAAAAACACACAAAAGGAAAGCGGCUCUGGAACCUCAGAUCCACUCUCAGAUCCCCGUGCUGGACAAAGGAAGAGCUGGAAGAAAACGUUCUCCCACUCAAACCAUGUAUGCGUCAGCGACACAAGCACCCAUCGAAACCAAAAAUCCCCGUGUCAACCUGCUGGUCAGUAAAUGGCAGCACGUGUGGCUGCUGGCUCUAGACAGGAGGAGGAAACUAAACGACGCUUUGGAUAGAUUGGAGGAGUUGAAAGAGUUUGCCAACUUUGACUUUGACGUGUGGCGGAAACGCUACAUGCGCUGGAUGAACCACAAAAAGUCUCGCGUCAUGGACUUCUUCCGCCGCAUUGACAAAGAUCAGGAUGGAAAAGUCACGAGGCAGGAGUUCAUUGAGGGCAUCCUGUCCUCCAAAUUCCCCACAAGUCGACUGGAGAUGAGUGCUGUGGCAGACAUAUUUGAUCGGGACGGUGACGGCUACAUCGACUACUAUGAGUUUGUUGCUGCUCUUCAUCCCAACAAGGACGCCUACAAACCUUUGACAGAUGCUGACAAGAUUGAAGAUGAGGUGACCCGCCAAGUUGCCAAAUGCAAAUGUCCAAAACGGUUUCAAGUGGAGCAAAUUGGUGCCAACAAGUACCGGUUUUACCUUGGAAACCAGUUUGGUCUGGUUCACUGCUUACAUGACUCCGUAGUCGGCGAUGAGACAAUAGCAAACAGGGAAAAUCAAAAUCUAAGCCCUCACCUGCACGUUGCAGUUUUGGAAAGCUGUAUCCUGUUUGGAGACUCUCAGCAGCUUCGUCUGGUGCGUAUCUUGCGCAGCACUGUAAUGGUGCGAGUGGGUGGAGGCUGGAUGGCGCUGGAUGAGUUCCUGGUGAAGAACGACCCCUGUCGAGUUCAUCACCACGGGAGCAAAAUGUUGCGCUCAGAAUCAAACUCGUCGAUAACUCAGUCUCCUAUAGGUUGGCAAAUCUCAAACUUUCUCUCCCUGCUCCAUGAACCCACCAGUGCUAAAGGCAGGACCAACAUGGAGCUGCGAGAGAAGUUCAUUGUCCCCGAGGGCACCACGCAGGUGAUGGCUAGCUUCCGCUACCGAGGCCGUCGCUCACGGCCCUCGUCGAGGGCGGCGUCGCCCAACAGAUCCAUAUCCAGCCAAAGCUGUGUCAUCCCGUCCAACCCGCCAGUGAACAGCACUCCUAAGACGUGCCAACACAUAAGCCGCAAUUAUGAUAAGCCUUGGCUUACAAACAGCAAACCCUCCACUCCAAUUAAAUCAUCCGACUCCUUCGGGAGCCCAGGUUCAUCCUCAGAGACAAUGCCAGUUCAAGGGAGCAAGUUACGCCUUCCGGGCUAUUUGUCGGGAAAAGGAUUUCAGUCAAGCGAGGAGGGAACACUAAUCAACGCUGCCGUGCUCAAAGCUCGGGGUCAUGCUCGAGGAGACUCAAGGAAAAACUCGAGCCGACCUGGAAGCAAAGCAGGAAGCAGAGGCAGCAGUCGCAGAGGCAGCGACGCCUCAGACUUCGACAUCUCGGACAUCCAGUCGGUGUGCUCGGAUGCAUCGGAGACGGUUGGGGACGGCACGCGGACGACUCCGCGUUCCGUUUCCCGCCAACAAGGAGGGAAGCCCUCCAAGAUCCCCACACCUCAGAGAAGAAGCACUCCCACGAGCAAACUUGUCAAGGGAUCCAAGUGAUAGUCAGUGGCUUCAAGAACAAAGGCCACAAACACUGGAAUUACAUAAUUUAAGACUCCAAAUAUGCUGAGUGUUAUUUAAACUGAUGCUGAGUUGUAAAAUAUUCCUUUGGAGAGGCGAUAUGAUUGAGUAGUAUGCGUGAAUGGAAUGUCAAUGGCCUCGUGUAUUUGUUUUUAAUGUAUUUUACUUUUUGGUGAAAAAUGUCAAUUUUUUUUAAAUGAUAUUAUUUGAUUGAUCCUGUCAAAAUUUGAUGGUUUGCCGAAAAUGUCACUUGAGAGAAGUUACUGAAUGUACUUUUGUCAUGUAUGUGCUCUGGACUUUGGAGUAGCAUUGCACCAACAUGUGUGUGUAUGUGCGUGUGUGUGUGUGUGUGUGUGUGUGUGUGUGUGUGUGUGAGUGUGUAUGUGUGUGCGUGUAUCUGUGUGUGGCGCCGCGAAUAUUUAUUUAAGUGCUAACAAUCUACAGUACUUUCAAGGGCAAUGCAAUAUAACUAUGGUAAGCACUGCGGAAACCUUUAACAACACUCCAAGUAGCAGAAACCCUGCAGCCACAAGUCGUCUGUUUGCAGACGACUUUGCAGCAACAUGUGAGCCCCUUCACGCUGACAUUCUCUGUGUAGGCACAUUGCUUCAUUUCAGUUGUUACUGUAACUAUUACUUUGUAAUAAACCUGCUUGCACAAAGCUACAAGAAACUGUCUUA
Molecule: messenger RNA, 25529 nt
Organism: Syngnathus acus (greater pipefish)
Lineage: Eukaryota; Metazoa; Chordata; Actinopteri; Syngnathiformes; Syngnathidae
Gene: dst
Product: dystonin
Exons: 104
Coding region: 61-24828 (8255 amino acids)
Biological process (GO): hemidesmosome assembly; intermediate filament cytoskeleton organization; cytoplasmic microtubule organization
Cellular component (GO): membrane; cytoplasm; focal adhesion
Molecular function (GO): calcium ion binding; microtubule binding; structural molecule activity
Source: RefSeq, a predicted model, not a curated record